AUGGUUAAUCUGCUAUAUGGUGCUGUUAUUGCAAGUGUGGUAGCUUCGGUAGGAGCUUCCGGGAUGCAAAAAGAGACCUCGAAACAGGUGGAUGCUCGAUGUUGUUGUACUAUGCACAACCGCAGAUGUAUGCUGCUUAGUGACAUCCAGUUUCUGCUGCACGUGAGCGAGGGAGCCCCCGCACCCCCGGAGAACACUAUCCCCGCAUGCUGCUUGCAGCAACUUCGUGUCGCCUCUGCUGCCGAAGGAAAACUGCAACACGAGCACCCACUUUCGCACCGCCAGCGCACUUCGUUUGCGUCUGGUGGCUCGUCGGGCACUACCAGGUGUAACUGUUGCCGGGAAGCUCAUGAGAGAGAAUCGAAGGAGCCUCGAUCACGGAAGGCCCCCCAUUCUCCUUGUGGCCAGCGCUUCACGCCCGUGUUUGAUAGCAACUCUCAACGGAACCUCGUUUCUGUAAACGCAGGGAAUCCCAAACUGUACGUAGGCGGCGGCACAAUCAAUCAAGCUUUCAGCACUGCCAUCAAUGACUGGGUCCAGUCGAAAAUAGACGAACUACAAGGCCCCUCUGAUGCGAAAGCAGCGGCCGAUCGUGAAGGCGAGGCCGCAUCUCGCCAGCACUCUCGAUGGGACCCCCGAAGAGAUCUCGCCGUGGAUUGGGGCACUAGAAUGGAAAGAGUCCACAACGCCGCUAUGGAAAUUGCGAGAGGAUCCCCUUUUAAAGUUGCUGCCUUGCGGUGCGACGGCCCUGCGGGGAAAGAAGGCCUUUGGAGGACACCCUUUAAGGCCAUCUACGCGAUGACGCCAUCAACAAAGGAGGCAGCAGCACUCAAGCUGAAGAAAGGCGAUGCAUACGUUUUCCUAGACUUCCUUAGAGAUGAGCUGAGACCUCGAGACGACAAGAACGUCGCCAUGGCAUACGUCGUCGGUCCCAAAGCGUGGGAGUACUCUGAGAAGGACUUCUACCACACUUUAUUUGUUCUCUCUCGCAAUUUGCUGCGGCUCAUUAUUCUCUACAAUACGAAGGAAGUGCAAAUCCCUGAAGGCCUACCCCUGCAGCAACUGCGGAUGCCUUUAGUGUCUGGAGGAGCGUUCCUAGGGAAUGCCGACCCGAUGGGCGUAGCAUCAGCCAUAGUUAAGGGCUUUCUUGCUGCGGUGGAGGAAUACCGAACGAAUAAAGUGCCGGUGGACUGGACGCCCCCUGGAGAAGAAGAGGAGGUUCCUUCAACGCCCCCUCCCGAUCUGCCACAAAGCCACGAUAGCAGCGGGAACACUUCAAGUUUUGAGGACGAGGCCCCUACAGAGGAAACGUUUAUCAUUCCAGAGGCGCCGGAGCUGCAGGAAGUGAACGACGACUGUCCAGAUGGACGAAGUGGUUGUAUCUAUCUUGAAUCUUUGAGAGCGCCUGCAGUAGCAGUGAGGGGCAUUCAACAAUUGGGAGGCAAGCAGUGGUGUGCAAAUGCACGCAAGUGUUUUUUUCAAGAAACCAAUUUUCUGGAAUUUCAUAUUUCGGCUGCAGACGUUGUUCCAGCCCCGAGAAAAAUUGCAGCAAUCAUGGCCCUAGCCUUCAAUUAUGUACGUGUAAGAACGCUGCAAAGUUCUGUGGGCUUACACCAUGUUGCCAAAAUCAUAGUCCUAUAUUUGCUCGGAUAUAUACCUACUCGAAUGAUCAUCUCUGAAACUCGCAAUCGAGCAGCGGUAUUCAAUCAUACAAAGCAACUUUAUGCGGCGCGACGGACGUGUAAAAGUGCCAGCACUAUUUAUAUGGGUAGUUUGACCGUCCAGACAGAUGUACUUAAAACUCGCCAGAAGUUUCAGCUUAGUCACUGCUCAGCAAGGCGCUCAUCUAUGCUUAAUAAUUUCUGGAAUCUCCACGGAUUUCCUAGAAGUUCCCCUACCAAUAGGGGCCCGGGACUUGUUAUUGCUUUAUGGCGUGCCGGUAAGGCCCGCCUACCCAUUACUCACAUUAUGCGCCAUGCAAAACACCCUGAGUACGACUGUACUCUGUCUGCCGAUUGCUCUACCGUCUACCUGGUUAACACUGAGGAGUCUUUCUCAGACUCAGGCCUGGUUUUGGUGAACUGGUGUAUGCCUGCUCCUUUAACAGCAGAAAAUUUGGGAGGACAGCUGGCUAGCGCAUGCGAACAUAGAAUCAGUAUUCUUUCUUUGGCUACCUACCUUGAAGGGGAGGUGUUGCAGAAGUAUAAUAAUGGUCUCCUAAAGAAGCUUCAAAAAUCUCCGAUUGUUAAUGCAGACCAUUUCGCGCACGCUGGUAACCCGUAUGGAGGAAAAAUGACAAGAAGCUGUGGAAGUGCUGGACUUCAGAACUAUUGA
Cyclospora cayetanensis is the source of this 2334-nucleotide messenger RNA. RefSeq lists its product as uncharacterized. The record is from RefSeq and is a predicted model, not a curated record. The coding region runs from base 1 to 2334 and encodes 777 amino acids. The transcript has 8 exons. NCBI's taxonomy places the organism in Eukaryota, Apicomplexa, Conoidasida, Eucoccidiorida, Eimeriidae.